AUGAAAUCAUACUUCAUGCGUUGGAAGAAUUAUCGUCAGGAAGAUCAACCUGACGAUUCUUCUUCAGAGACAAAUGAACCCUUUCUAGACAAAGAAAAUGCACCUGCAAAAAGUGUGAUAGAAUACCAUAAUCGAAAUUUCGAAAAUCCUAUACCGAAAAUAGAUGAUGAAUGGGCAGGACCUCCUACUUCUGAGCGCAAUGCGAGAUGGGCAAAAUUGCAUUAUGUUGGUGAUACUGGUCUUACCAAAGAUGAAGCUUCUCAGCUACUCAAUAAAACUGCCGCCUCUCUUCCUGGUACCGAUGAUGAUUAUCCAAUUGUCUUGACUGUAUUCCAUGAUCUUCAUUGUCUGGUGCGUAUUUUCUACCUUUUUAACAAAACAUUCCUAACCUGUAUCAAGGAUGCAAUUCGUCUCACUCUCGGCUACCUCAGAGAUCCAAAAUGGAAUGCUACGGUCAACCCAUAUAACACCGAAUGGCCUGACAACUUCAAAAGUGGAUCAUGCACAUCAUUGUUUCAAUUCUCUUCGACAAUCUUUACAAUGUUUCUCGGAUGUUACGCCACAAGUUUUUCAAUAUCACCCAGAUAG
Sclerotinia sclerotiorum 1980 UF-70 is the source of this 588-nucleotide messenger RNA. RefSeq lists its product with no specific name. The transcript has 2 exons. NCBI's taxonomy places the organism in Eukaryota, Fungi, Ascomycota, Leotiomycetes, Helotiales, Sclerotiniaceae. The coding region runs from base 1 to 588 and encodes 195 amino acids. Gene Ontology annotation, biological process: mycotoxin biosynthetic process. The record is from RefSeq and is a predicted model, not a curated record.